Molecule: messenger RNA, 2637 nt
Organism: Cannabis sativa
Lineage: Eukaryota; Viridiplantae; Streptophyta; Magnoliopsida; Rosales; Cannabaceae
Exons: 3
Coding region: 1-2637 (878 amino acids)
Source: RefSeq, a predicted model, not a curated record
AUGUCUAAUUUUAGGGGGCUUGGCUCUCAACGAGCUCCGAACAAUUUAGGAAGAGAAGUAGAGAUUGGACCAUCUUAUCGGCGCUCCAUUUCAUUGAAUGAAGUAAAAGCAUCCAAUGAUCAUCAAGAUCCUGUUUCUUUGUGUAAGAUUGAAGAUGUAAUCUCGGUUCUUGGGGAUAUUGACAAUAAACAGGAUGCUGAUAUGGAUUACCAAGUCACUGUGGACUUUUAUCCAAGCCUUCAUCGUGUUUUAGUAGAGAAAAAGGCCAAUAACAAUUUUUUCUUUCAUGGACAUGCUGUAUUUGCGACAUAUCUUAUUGAAUGGACAGACCUUAUUUUUCGCACAAGUCGAGAUACUUUGAAUCACGCUGGAAUUUAUGGAGCUGUUUAUAUAUCAAGAUAUCCAUUCAGCUAUGAGAGAUCUGUAUGGCGAGCUUUUCUGAACUCUGGGGUCCUCUGUCUAACACAUUUCAUCAUAGCAGCGGUGAGAUGGGAAUAUCUCUUUUGUGCCAAAUCAAAUGAUAUAAACGUAUCUUGGGAGCAGUGGAUAGAAUUUUUCUAUAGAGGGAAAAAGAUGUUUCAAGGUAUGAGACAAAACUCGACUUGUGAGGCCAUAGGAGAAGACGACCAAAGGAAAGGUAAAUCAAAAGUUAAUCUUCACUCUAUUCCAUUGAACAUUUCAAAAGAGGGUAGUCUUGCAGCCUUUCUGUCUUUAUGGCUAAGUCGUUUUGUUUUUCCUACUGAGGGCUCCAACAUUAGACCUGAAACUUUUUAUAUGGCUUCAAUGAUGGCCCACGGACACAAAGUUUCACUUGCACCCUCUGUUUUGGGAUACAUUUAUCGAGCUUUGUAUGAUUCAGCCAUACAUGGCCAGGGGCGAGGUCAAGCCUUCUUACUUAUACAUUAUGUGAUAGGUUGGUUAGCCGAGCAUUUUCGCCAUCUCUAUAGUGGUUGGGAUCUUAUGGAUCUUCCUCAUUUAAGUAAGUAUGGCGGGAUCCCUGCUGAACGUCGAAGCAUGAAUGGGGCUAGACAUAUUUUAAGGGGAGAGGAUUAUGUUAUGCAUCGGCCAUAUUCAUUUCCCAUGGAGAAAGAUCUAGAGUAUCUGGAUAAUGAAGAUUUAUCUGAUGAGAAAUUUGAGUUACUGAUUUCUAUGCGUUCUUCUUUGCUACCCGUAAGAGUGGGUAACAAUGCAUAUUUAGAACCUUAUUAUCCUAACAGAUUUGCUCGCCAGUUUGGUUUCGAUCAAGGUGUGCCCUCAGAUAAGUUUUGUCUGAGUAUUCCUAGGAGGAGGCAGUGUGGAAUAAGCGAAAUCGCUAAAGCUUGGGUUUUAAUAUUAAGGAGAAAUACUGGCAUCCACUUUCACAUUCCUAGGACUCUCCGUAUGGGUCAAUGCACGUGGUGGUACUGUCGUUGGUGGGUGAGGAGUUGCAUUCCAUACUUGGGGAGAUCUGUGAAGGCCAUUCAUUCAACAUUGUCCAAGCAACCAUUCAAAGAAGAGGAGUCAAAUUAUGUGAUCAAAGACAUUCGCUUACUUUACUCCAACCCUGAAGAAGUUUUUGAGAGAUGUCCUCCUCAACAUAAUGAAUUUACUGGCGCCAACUAUGCUUAUACUGACUCGGACAUUGGAUCAGAAAAUGUCCAUUCCUUAGUCCCACAUUUCAAACAAAAGAAACGUGCGAAGCAUGACGAGUCUAGUCGUAUUGAAGAUGUCUUCUUCCCACUAACUCAGAGUUCAGAAAUGCCACCAUCUGAUACUUGCUUCGGAGCUUCUAGCUCUAGGGAUGAACAACUUAUCGACUUUGAUGGGUCUGAUGAUUAUGUUAACAAAGGAUUUGACAGUGAGGCAUUGCCUGCAGAGCCAACCAUUCCACCAGAACCGAUUGUCUCAGCAAAGACGGGUACUCCAUCAUCACUUGUUCCUUCAGAUUUGCUUAUUCCUCGACCGAACCCGGUGUUGACAGUGUCAGCUUCAGCAAUCACCAACUCAGACUUGAAUGAGCAUACCAAAAAGUUUGUGAUUGAAUGCAUGAAAGACAUUCUUCAUUUGUCAUCUUCUCCUUUGACCACAUCAGACAUUUCAAAACAUCGUGCUGACGUGAGUAUGCAACUCGACGUGUUGAGUACCCUUUGCGGGCAUUAUAAAUGUGGUUUAGCAGAGGUUGCAUGGUUCACUGACUCUGUCAAUGAUUUGCUCAAGGCCCAAGAAAAGUCUCUUGCUUCUGCUCAAGUUGUUGAGAAUGCCCUUAGUCUUGAUGAAUCUCUUAUCAUGGAUCUUCUUCGUCGUGAUAAGGAUAAUUUGGCAGCUAUAGAUCAUUUGUCCAUAUCUGUCACUAACAAGACAAAGGAUUUUGAAGAUUUUAAAGCAAAGGAAGCAGAGAUUAUUGCAGCGGAACUAGCCAUACAACAACGACGAGCUGAGUUCGAAGCCGAUAAAGCAUCGUUUGAGGUAGACCUUUCUAGUCUCAAAGAUUCCUUGAAGGAGCAACAACAUCUCGCUGAGGAGAUAAGUCGGUCAAAGGACCAAGCUAGUGUAGAAAAAUUCCAUGAAGCUGAGAGAGCGAAAGCAACACUCAAGAUUCAAGAAGAAGAAAUCCAGAGGAGACUCGGCGCUUUGACUUUAUUUCUCCAGAUGGACUGA